Fusarium verticillioides 7600 is the source of this 5361-nucleotide messenger RNA. RefSeq lists its product as hypothetical. NCBI's taxonomy places the organism in Eukaryota, Fungi, Ascomycota, Sordariomycetes, Hypocreales, Nectriaceae. The record is from RefSeq and is a predicted model, not a curated record. Bases 1 to 5361 code for a protein of 1786 amino acids. The transcript has 4 exons.
AUGGCCAAUGUGAGCAACUGCAACCUGGCGAAUUAUGGCUACGACUUUGUUGUCUCAACAACCCAAGCUAGCAUGAAUUCGGACAUGAAAGCAUUCAUCAGCAAUGCCCCGUUAAACUUCAGCUACUAUUGCUUUCUGGCGGAUCCCGAGACUAAUGAUCCAACGGUGCCUAUUGCUCUGCAGGAUCUUAUCAACCAGGCAGGUGGUGCCAAUCCUUUCGAUAUUCCGGACGGAACUCCACAUACAGACUCCAGAGUUCAGGCGCUCACAAACGCCCGUUUCGCAGUUGGCAUCAAGAUCUGCGUUGGUCUGCCUCAAGAUAUACCCCCUGCAGAACUCCCGGACAUCUUAGAGCUCGGAGAUAGUAUCAGCCAGAUGACUUUCAGAAUCUUCUGCACCCAAUCUGCCGUCAUCCAAAACACGGAAGUUGGCGAUUGGUCCGCCAACGGAAACUGGAGCGUCUGGAAUCAGCCGGCGAACCAGCUAUGGGCGUUCGAAACGUCGGUGAACCUUGUUGCUGCCACUGUCGAUAAUCAGCUUAUCUCAGAGAACGUGAACCUGAGCCCCUCCCAGAAGCAACAGGUUCUUAGUCAGCUGCAGAACAUUUCCAGCACGGGCUUCACUCUUCAGCAGUUAUUCCUUGACGUGGAGAACGCGGAUGUACUGAGUGCACCCACUAUCGAAGGCAUGGCAGCCGGUCCCGCGCAGCAAGUGCUCUCGGGACAAGCAACUAAUUUCUGGCCCAUGUUCGCGAAGCAGUGCACGUACCCAGCUGUAGCGAUUAUCGCACAGUCCCCGGUAACACCAGACGUUCCCUCGAUUCAGGUUUCAUCCUUCCAACAGGUAGUCAACCCCUUCAAGAGCAGUAAUGGGGGUCAGAUACUUAGUCCUACGAAGGAGGAAUCUGGCGUAGCAACCUUGGACUAUCUUUGCAUGGCGAAUUGGGAACAACCUCCAGUUGCAGAAGCCUUCACGUGGAACUGGGUGCAGCCAUCAGACAUUGACUCUGAGAGUGGUCUGUUGGCAAUCAACCGUGCAGUUUGGGUUGAAUACCUAUUUAAUGAGAUCGUGAGACAAGCCACGCAAUUUUGCGUCCUUGCCGAUCCAGUAGUGGGAGAUGAACAAAUGAAUCCUAAUACUGGCGACUUCUGGGAUACGUUAUCGAUGCCACUUACUCCAUUUCAGGUACCCCAAACUGCCUGUGUUCUCCCAGAUGGAAAUGUCCUGAUCAACAUUGAGUAUACCUCAGCUGGCAAUCCUGCAACAAAGUCAACCCACGGUUUCAGUAUAGUGUCUGGUCAGCUCGUUGUUACACAGCAAUGCAUAGUAGGGGUUACACUCGAUGUUGUGGGAGCUCAAGGAUACCCAGAAGAGUUUAAACAGACUCUCAAUCUGAUUGAUACGACUAUAACUGAUUCCUAUCAGAUGUCAGCGGAUCAGAGUGGUCGUUUAGAAUGGAUAAUCGCGGAAAGCGAGUCAGUAGACAAUUCGUCAAAUUUUGGACAGGACUUGGUCGGUUGGGCACAUGCUGAUGACCUUGAAGCGGUAAUUAGAGCCUAUUUCGAGCCUUAUCUCCCUACACCGUUCGAAUUCAAAUCAACCCCUGAUCUGAGUAGCCUUCAGAGCUAUAUCUUCCCCGGGGGAAAUGUGUUUACCUACAAAGACGUGAGCUUUUCACAGGCCGGGGAUCUUCUCUGCACUCUCACGUAUCUGGAACCAGAGGAAGCUGUCUCUCCGCCAGUAACGCCACAGGAGGCCCCAGCUGCAGAAGUCAUCAGCGCUAUCCAGCCGCCGAAAGAAGAUCUGACGAUUUCUGCAGCUCCAUCAGUCAGCUUGACGCUUUCGUCUGAUAUGAUUCAGAGCUAUAUUCCCGGACAGAUCGUCAAUGCUGCGAGCAAGUUCGAAGCUCUUCAGACUGAUGAUGGCCACUCCAUUCUCCUUGGACUGAGCAGUAGCAACGUGCUGCAAGCCAUCGUGGAGCAGAGUGGAGCAACCUCAACUGGCUGGCAACAGAUAGAUAUCACAUCUGCUGCUGUUGCUUCUAACUUUCCUAACGAUCCCAGUGCCGUGGUCAAGACAUUCGACGCUAACCAGAGCCCUGUGGAUAAUACAAUCAGCAUGGCCGCAAUUGUCACAUCUGGAGGAACAGAUAAUCUGCUGUUAUCUCUCGAUAACCCCCACGCAUCCGCUUCCUGGGCGACGACAACAGCAACAAGCUUGACUUGGAAGCUUGUACCAUUUGAUGCAGCAUCUGAUAGCGGAAAAACGUUGGCAAGCAUCGCCAUAGAGAAUGUCAUGUUUGCUGAGGCAACCUUUAAUGGCACACAGUAUAUUAUCGUCGACAUAGACCGCUCAUCAACAAGCACAGUCAAAGACAUCGCUCGAUACUACGUCAACCCAGCCGCCACAGAGAAUUGCUGGAUGUUCCACGAUGUUCCAGUCGAUAUUCAGGCUGGCAACUACCAAAGCUGUAUUGGAAGGUUUUCAGUGGACUCGUAUGGAACUGAUGCAGUCUUUACAUCAGGGACGACUGGUACAUCUGCCCAGCUUGUCUAUGUGCCGCUGUCUAACCCCUUUGGCGCCGGUCCACCCCUUAUUCGCACUCUCAGCCUCCCUGGUGGAGCCCAAGCAACUGCAAUUGCUACCUCUAGAGCCAGUGACGGGUCAACUGACUUUUUUGCCAUUGGUGGCUCGACGUUGUAUAUGUUUGCCGCAGACAGUGCCCCUAGUGUCUCGGUCGCUACGACGCUGUUCAGUAGCAGCUUCUUUAGUGGCACUGAUCAAUUGAGAGCUAUGACAGAUGGUAGUGUUACAACAAUUUGGGGUAGAAAUACCAGCAACCAAAUCUACUAUGUGUCCUGCCCAAAUGGACAAUUUACAACAAAGGCUGCAUGGAGUACACCACUGCCCCUUGUCACGGGUAUAGAUCAGAUAUCGGCCUUUAUCAACCACAGUUGUGGCAGUAAUACCAUAUUCGCAGCUGGAGGUGAAACAAUCAGAAGGCUAGAGCAGGCAACAAACACUGGUGCCAAGCUUUGGCGGCAGGAAGCCCUUGUUCUACAGCCUCAGCAGGUGACAUCCAGCCCGUUAUCAUUCAACUCAUACACAACUACCAUUCAGGUCUCUGACGAGCAAGGGCUACCUGCAGGCGAUAUAUCUAUUUCAAUAACGACAGCAUCACGAGCUCCUGUCUACAUCAAUGGCGUUUACUAUGUUCUCGGCUCUACAGCCACCAUUGUAGUCACAGACAAGACUGGAAUUGUCACAGUUGUUGAGUCGGCUCACAAAAGUAUCAACGGGACGACCCUGACUGUGACCUGCUGUGGCCAGACAGACACAAUCGAUCCGACGGAGAAGCAUUUCCAGACGAUCAGCUUGCUGGGUACCGCUGAUGCUUUGUCGGCCGCCACGAUUCAGACCAAUGUACGUGUUGGCGGUACCUUCGGCCCGUCCAAAACAGCUCCUCUUGUAGAUGCGUCGACACCGGCUGCCAAUCUCAGCAAAGCAGCGACUAGUCUAGCAAGUCUUAACAGCGUUUAUGGAAAAGUCAAGUCUGGUGCAAGCCCGAGCCCCGGUCCCAGUGCCGAUUCAAUGCCUACACCAGCUCCAACCUCGGUGCUUGAUAUUGUCAAUUUCAGCUUUUUGGGAGACAUUGGAAACUUCUUCACAGCUGCGGCCGGAGAUGUAUUUCAUGCUCUCAAGACGCUUGCUAGCGACGUCGUCCAUGUUGUCCAUAUUGUUGAGCAGGCUGCUAGUGGUGUAUGGCAUUUCGUCGUCACUAUUGCAGGUCAAGCCUAUCAUGCUAUCUUAGAUACCGUCGAGGCUAUCGUUGGGGCAGUUGAGUGGGUCUUUAAAGCUAUUGAAACUGGUAUUGAAGAUAUUAUUCGCUUCCUUGAGUUCCUCCUGGAAUGGGAUGAUAUUACUCGCACCAAGGACAUCAUUCACAACCUGACGCAGCUCUGUCUCCAGGGACAGAUUGACCUGCUACCAACAGGCAAGACUGCUCUCAAUACUGGAAUCGCCAGUCUUGAGACCCAAGUUAACGCCUGGGCUGGUGACUCGAGCUGGAUGACUCAGAUUGGACAAGCGAUCAAGCAGCCCAUAUCGGCAAAUGCUGCAAACCCCACCACAGGACAGACCUCAGGCUCCCAGAUGCUAGCAACUCACUAUAAAAACAAUGCAUCAAAUCUGGCUAUUGUAGGAACCCCUCCUGCAGAUGACUCGGUCCAACAGCUUUUCGAUGAUCUUCUCACCGCACUUGAUAACGAGGGCAAGACUUUAACUGCAGCUUACUCUGAAAUUGUUGAGUUAUCUAAACGCUUUACCUCACAGCCUUUUGAGGAUUCUCUUAAGCAGCUUGUAGGAAUUGUCGCCGAUGUCAUGCUGUUGAGCUUUGAGAAUGUGGGAGAUGCCCUUCUUGAUUGUCUUAUCACGCUGUCUCAGAACGCCAUGAGUCUUCUGAACACUAACAUUCAUAUUCCCGUUAUAUCCGACAUUUUGAAUGCCCUUGGUGUUCCGCCACUAUCUAUUCUGGAUCUAUUCUGUUGGAUUCCUGCUGUUGCUUUCACAAUGGUAUACAAGAUUGCUACUGGCAACGCCCCAUUUCCUAAUAACAGUGAAGUAAACUCACUCAAGAAUGCCCAAAGCUGGUCUGACAUCCAGGCACUCCUUGGUGUUAAGUCUGCUACUCCAUCGAUCGCCCAACAGAGUGAUUUCUUGGCACUUGCGGCUUCGGAAAGUUCACCUUUACCACUCAGCCAAGAGUUUCGGAAAGACCUCUAUGUAUUUUUACAUACCAUGGGAGCUUUCCAGCAGGGCAUACUGACUUUUGUGAGCCUUCUUGAAGUUGAACUCCCUUCACAGGACAAUCCAUAUAGCAAACCCAAGACAAUCAUCACCAUAAUACGCGCCGCAUUUGAUCUUAUCGCUGAACUGGCUGUACCUCAGGACCCAAUCCAAGACGAGACACUCAAGAUUGUGAGCUAUGCCCAAGUAGCUACCAAAAUUGUCGCCCCUCUCGUCUUGGGCAGGAACAAGAAAAGUCUAGCUGCCAGUGGCACCAGCGCCGUCUUUCCCGAGCAGGACGGUCGCGCCAGGGGAGCUAUGGUCAAAGUAAUAAUCGGGUACUGGGGCGUGCUGGAUACUGUCUUGCAUUUGUUUGAACUCAGUAACGAAGCUGAGAACUCGGAUCAGACGGGAGCUAUACUCAUUGAGACAAGCAGCCUGCUUGGACAAGUAAGCGCUGUUUCAUACUGUGAGGCUGUCAACGAUCCAGAAGCUAAAGAGGAGGCCUUCUUGGUUAUGGGCAUUGUAGGAAUUCUUCAAGCAGGGCUGCAGACAGCACUAUGUUCGACCGUUUAA